Molecule: messenger RNA, 393 nt
Organism: Arctia plantaginis
Lineage: Eukaryota; Metazoa; Arthropoda; Insecta; Lepidoptera; Erebidae
Source: the annotation of a GenBank genome assembly
AUGACCGACGAAUCGGAGGCGGCGAGGGCCAGGCGCACCCCGGCGCCCCCGCCGCGUCAAACCGUGCGCCCCCCUGAGGCUCGCUCGCGCUCUCACAUCCCUGAACCCGUAAUACCUGGCAUACGUAUGCCGGCGCCUCCCCGCUUGUUCCGGCCGUCAGAACACUUGGCAAUUGUGGAAAGGCAAAUGGAGCGACGGCCUGCGCCGUUAAUGCCUAUGGUCACGGUGGUUCAGGGUCCUAGGCCGCCACUCCCACCUCCACAGCCUCCGGUAUACAGGCAUGUGGCACCGCCGCCUUUAAGGAUGCCUGCGCCACCCUCCGUGAGAAUGCCGCCACCUAGGAGAGAAAUUCAGGUAAGAAUUGCAUUGAUAAACAAGCCUCAGUUAGAAUAG